Rhea pennata is the source of this 492-nucleotide messenger RNA. It is a transcript of the gene NTS, whose product is annotated as neurotensin. Gene Ontology annotation, cellular component: axon terminus; extracellular region. Gene Ontology annotation, molecular function: neuropeptide hormone activity. Lineage: Eukaryota; Metazoa; Chordata; Aves; Rheiformes; Rheidae. The record is from RefSeq and is a predicted model, not a curated record.
AUGAGAGCCCAGCUGGUGUGCGUGGCGCUGCUGGCCUUGGCCGCCUGCAGCCUCUGCUCAGAUUCAGAAGAGGAAAUGAAAGCAUUAGAAGCAGAUUUAUUGACCAAUAUGUAUACAUCAAAGAUUAACAGAGCAAAACUUCCUUACUGGAAGAUGACGCUAAAUGUCUGCAAUUUUAUCAACAACAUAAACAACCAAGUAGGGGAAACAGCAGAAGUAGAUGAAGAAGAUCUCAUUUCAGGAAGACAAUUUCCUGAUGCUCUGGAUGGAUUCACCUUGGAAGCAAUGCUGACAGUAUAUCAACUCCAAAAAGUUUGCCACAGCAGAGCCUUUCAGCACUGGGAGUUACUUCAGCAAGAUGCUUUUGAUCUAGAGAAUUCAAACCAGGAUAAGGAAAUAAUGAAGAGAAAAAAUCCCUAUAUCCUGAAACGGCAGCUACAUGUGAACAAAGCUAGAAGACCAUACAUACUCAAGAGAAGUUCAUAUUACUGA